GCAUUGCUGUGGAUUUCCGCAUCCGCAGAGUUUCUCCGGGUUGAUCGAAAUCGCAUGCGCAGAGAUCUGAGGUCAUCCCAAAUAUCGCGCAUGCGCUCAGUAGGAGAGCGGCUAACCGGGAUCGGACGCAGGUUUGAAAUCGCAGAACACUUGUGCACAGGAAUCUUAAGCACAACAACACAUCAGUUUUGCUGUCUCUGCCCAGAUAUUUAAGGAGUGACCAAAUAUUUUCUUUGCAACACCAACACAUCUGUUGUCGAUCCUUGGAGAUGAAGAAUUAUCUCAUCCCAGCUGGUGAUGUAUUCUGUCUCUGAAAUGAAGUUUUCUGUUUUAACUCUGUGAAAUCCACUGGAACCGGGAGCUGAGAACACACCAGCAUUUGUUUACUGGAGAUCAGUUCUUCAACUGCAUUGAUUGUACAAGGGAUUCAAAAGUCUGACGUUCUGAAUUGCCAGAGAAUUGAUCAUAGUGAGAUAUCAUUCUCCUUCUCUCAGUGUGGGAAGAGAUUCACUCACAGGCUACCCGCAGACACGCCAGUGAGUUCACAGUGGGGAGAGGCCAUUCACCCGCUCUGUGUGAGGGAGGGGAACCACUCAGUCAUCCAGUCUGAAGAUACGUCAGCAAGUUCACACCAUAGUGAGAUGCUCCACCUGUUCUGACUGAGGGAAGCAAUUCAUUCUGUCAUUGAUGUUAAAGAUAUAUCAGAAAAUUCACCAGUGAGGGGACAUUUCUUAGACUGUAGGAAGGCAUUGACACAAUCAAUCACAGUCACCAGCAAGUUCACACCAUUCACGUCAUCUGAAUGUAGAAUCAGAUUUAUUUAGUCAUCUCAACUGAACGAACGUCACGAGUUCACACUGAGAAGAUGCCGUUCACCUGCUCAGACUGUGGGAAGGAGUUCACUCGGUCCUUUAACCUACUGAGACACCAGUUGGUUCACACUAGGGAGAAACCAUUCAUCUGUUGUGACUGUGGGAAGGGAUUCAUUCGGUCAUCGCAACUGAAGAAACAUCAGCGAAUUCACACUGGGGAGAAACUGUUCACGUGUUCUGAAUGUGGAAAGGGAUUCAUUCGGUCAAAUCAACUGAAGGCACAUCAGCGAGUUCACACUGGGGUGAGUCCAUUCACCUGCUCUGAAUGUGGGAAGGGAUUCACAUAUUCAUCCAAACUACAGAGACACCGGCUGGUUCACACUGGGGAGAGACCAUUCACCUGCUCUGAAUGUGGGAAGGCAUUCACUGAGUCAUCCAAACUACAGACGCACCGGCUGGUUCACACUGGGGAGAAACCAUUCACCUGCUCAGUCUGUGAGAAGGGAUUCACUCGGUCAUCUCAACUGAAGGAACAUCAGCGAAUUCACACCGGGGAAAAACCGUUCACUUGCUCAGACUGUGGGAUGAAAUUCACUCGUUUAACUCAACUGAACGUACAUCAGCGAGCUCACACUGGGGAGAAACCAUUCAGCUGCUCUGAAUGUGGGAAGAGAUUCACUUGGUCAUUUCAACUACAGAAACACCAUCAAAUUCACACUCGGGAGAAACCACUCACCUGUUCUGAAUGUGGGAAGAGAUUCACUCGGUCAAUCCAACUGAAGGCACAUCAGCGAGUUCACACUGGAGCGAGUCCACUCACCUGCUCUGAAUGUGGGAAGGGAUUCACAUAUUCAUCCAAACUACAGAGACACCGGCUGGUUCACACUGGGGAGAGACUGUUCACCCGCUCACUAUGUGAGAAGGGAUUCACUCGGUCAUCUCAACUGAAGGAACAUCCGCGAAUUCACACUGGGGAAAAACCAUUCACUUGCUCAGUCUGUGGGAUGAAAUUCACUCAUUUAACUCAACUGAACAUACAUCAACAAAUUCACGCUGGGGAGAAACCAUUCAGCUGCUCUGAAUGUGGGAAGGGAUUCAGUCGGUCAUCUGACAUGAAAAUACAUCAGCGAGUUCACACUGGAGAGAUGUCAUUCAUCUGCUCAGACUGUGGAAAGCGAUUCAUUCGGUCAUCUGAACUGAAUGCACAUGAGUGCUUUCACGCUGGGGAGAAACCGUUCAUUUGCUCAGACAGUGGGAAAAGAUUCACUUUUUCAUUUCGUCUACUGAGACACCAGUUAGUUCACACUGGGGAGAAACCAUUCAUCUGCUCAGAAUGUGGGAAGGUGUUUGCUGGGUCAUCAGACUUGAAAAUGCAUCAGCGAGUUCACAUGGGGGAGAGGCCGUUCACCUGCUCUGAUUGUGGGAAGGAAUUCAAUCACUCAUCCACACUACAGAGACACCGGCUGGUUCAUACUGGGGAGAGGCCAUUCACCUGCUCUGAAUGUGGGAGGGGAUUCACUCAGUCAUCCAACCUUUUGUCGCAUCAGCGAAUCCACACUGGGGAGAGGCCGUUCACCUGCUCAGACUGUGGGAAGACAUUCGCUCACUCAUCCACCCUACAGAGACACCAGCUGGUUCACACUGGGGAGAGACCGUUCACCUGCUCUGAAUGUGGGAAGGGAUUCACUCGGUCAUCCAAGCUACAGAGACACCAGCUGGUUCACACUGGGGAGAAACCACCUUCUUAGAUUGUGGGAAGGGAUUCACUUAGUCAUCUGACUAGAAGCUACAUCUGACAGGUCACACUGGGGACAGACUGUUACAACAUAAGACCAUAAGAUGUAGGAGCAGGAGUAGGCCAUUUGGCCCAUCGAGUCUGCUCCGCCAUGCAAUCAUGUGUCACGCAGGUGAGAAACUGCGAGAAAAUUCGGCAGUCUAAUGAGCAAGGAGGCAACUAAAAGAGAGAGAGGACUCUGACUUUGUUUUGAUAAUAGUUUUAAUUGUGUCCCUGAGAGAGUACGGCGCAAGCUGAGACGUGAGCUGAGAGGUCACCAUGGUAACAGCUCAGAGCAGUUGAGCUAACGGACAGUUGGAAUAUUGGAUGGAUUAUAAAAGUUGAUCCUUUUGUCUGAUAACGCAGAGGAGACACGACACGGGAGAACUGCGGAAGCUACCCAAGAAACCACUGGUGGAGUUUAAGACCACCACGAGGGUAGAGGCCACAGACCGAUUAAUUUCGACCCGUGAUUACCAGUGCAGGUAAGAGCUUGCCUGUGGGGGUCGUGGGUUAGUAGACCGUUCCCGAAAAGGGGCUCUGUCCAUCUGUGUGUGGGGGUCACAUGAAGUGACUGAAGACUUCGGAAGCAAGAACAACUAAAGCUGCCAACUUGAACAUCAAUUCAAUUAACUCCCUCUCUCUCCAUCAAUUCAACUCGAUGCAACACAAAGUGAACUGAACUGCCUAACCUUACCUGACCCCAUAAGACUGAUAUCCACCUCCUGAACUAUUAUUUAUUUGUAGUUUAUAACCUGUAUCGUA
This is a messenger RNA of Mobula hypostoma (lesser devil ray), 3351 nucleotides long. Its product is annotated as zinc finger protein 420-like. The transcript has 2 exons. The record is from RefSeq and is a predicted model, not a curated record. NCBI's taxonomy places the organism in Eukaryota, Metazoa, Chordata, Chondrichthyes, Myliobatiformes, Myliobatidae. Gene Ontology annotation, molecular function: RNA polymerase II transcription regulatory region sequence-specific DNA binding; DNA-binding transcription factor activity, RNA polymerase II-specific. Gene Ontology annotation, cellular component: nucleus. Gene Ontology annotation, biological process: regulation of transcription by RNA polymerase II. The coding region runs from base 866 to 2560 and encodes 564 amino acids.